This is a messenger RNA of Cuculus canorus (common cuckoo), 3080 nucleotides long. RefSeq names its product ectonucleoside triphosphate diphosphohydrolase 2-like. NCBI's taxonomy places the organism in Eukaryota, Metazoa, Chordata, Aves, Cuculiformes, Cuculidae. Gene Ontology annotation, molecular function: UDP phosphatase activity; GDP phosphatase activity. Gene Ontology annotation, biological process: nucleoside diphosphate catabolic process. The coding region runs from base 122 to 1627 and encodes 501 amino acids. The transcript has 9 exons. Gene Ontology annotation, cellular component: plasma membrane. The record is from RefSeq and is a predicted model, not a curated record.
AAGCCCGAGCUUGGACUCGGCCCCGCCUAUCUCCUCUUUUUAAAGGUUGUAACAAGCAGCCACUAUCAGUUUGCUGCUCCACUGUUUCCUCUUUUGACUCUGCAAGAGAAGAAAGCGCUUCAUGUCUUGGCGUGAACUCCUUCCCCCCUGGCUGGUGAUCGUAGCGGGACUGACAGGCAUUGUGCUGCUUUGUGUCUCCACUAAAGAUGUGCCUGUGCCCCCUCUUAGGACCAAGUACGGCAUUGUUCUGGAUGCUGGCCCAUCCCGCACCAUCCUGUUCAUCUACCAGUGGACCACCACCAAAGCAAACAAGACCGGGGUGAUCAGGGAAUGUAGUUCCUGUCCUGUAAGAGGUCUGGGAGUCUCCAACAACUCGGAUUCUCCUCAGGAAGUAGGGAAGAAGCUGGCACCAUGUUUGAACUGGGCAGAGAAAGAGAUCCCGGCAGAGCAGCACAGCCACACCCCCCUCUACUUGGGAGCAACCCCCAGCGCAUUGCAGCUGAACAUCACCCAUCCCACCCGCUCUGACAGUCUCCUUGCAGACCUGACUGUGGCCCUGAAGUCAUCCCCCUUUGACUUUCAGGGGGCACAAAUCCUGUCCAGUCCAGAAAAGGAAGCAUUCAAUUGGGUUGCUGUUAAUUACGUCCUAGAGAACUUCUUCAAGUACGACCGGCGAGGACAGUUGGUUCCCUCUGGGAAGGGGAUUGCAGGAAUCCUGUCCGUGGAAGGAACCUCAACACAGCUCACUUCCAAGGGGGAAGAAGAGGACCAGGCACCCCAAGAGGGAGUGAGGCUGCAGCUGUAUGGGCAGACGCACAGCGUGUACACUCGCCACUGCCCCUGCCAUGGCACAGACCAGCUCCGCAGCAGGCUGCUCUCUAUGCUCAUUCCAGAUCAGAGAAGCACUAAAACUGUGUCUAAUCCCUGCUGGCCCCUCACCUACUCCCAGGAAGUGCAGUGGCAAUCAGUGCAUGCUGGGCCUUGUGCCGUCGGGUAUGACACAUGGGACAGCCCUGGCCCUGAGGACAAAUUCAACGUCACCGGCUCCAGCAAUCCCACCGCCUGCAUGAGGCUCAUGCAAAGCCUGCUCGACUCUUCCUCUUCCUGCAGCUUCUUCAAGCAUUCCUUCAGCCGUGUUUUCAAGCCCUUUCAGACCAGGUUUCUGGUGAUUUCUGAGGCCAUGGACUUCAUGAGAGAAACUGUACCCACUCCCGACUUGGCUCAGGCAGUCAACAGGCUUUGUGGAAUGUCCAUCGAAGAGCUGGCCAAGAAGUCCCAGACAAGCCUGGAUACACUGGCUGACUACUGUGUUGUGGCUGCUUUCAUCUUUCAUCUCAGUACAAAGGGAUACAUGCUUGACUUUGACGGGUCUGUCUGGACCGCAUUCCAGAAGAAGAUGGGUGAUAAAUCAUCUGGCUGGACUCUCGGGUACCUGCUGAGUCUGACCAACAGCAUCCCCCAGGACAGCCCAAGCAUCCUCAAGGGCAUUGAACCAGGGGUCUGGUCUUUGCUCCUUAUCCUCUUUGUCGUGCUGCUCACUGGCUCUUUCAUGCGCAUCUCCUACCGAGUGAUGGUCAACGAAAACAGCUUCAGCAACAGGAACAGCAGUGUUUUUGAUGACAACUGACCGUUGGGACUCUACACUCUUGCCAGAGGGCAGUUAAUGGGGUACAUAAAGAAGUCCCACAGGUGUCAGUCACUGGAGGAUGCCGGUGGUCACCCUGCAGGAUCCCCAGAGCCUUAGUGCCUUAUUUCAGCUUGCUGACACUUGCACUGCUGUGCAUUAAGACAACGGAUCCUGCUCCAUGGAAAGCCUAUGGUUCCCGGUGGAUGGCAAGCUAUUUGUUCUCUAAAUGAAAACAGCCUGCACAGAUCUUGCUUGGGUUGCAGCUGAGAUUACUCAUGUCAACUUAAUGAAACCAUACCUCUGAGCCAGCAGGCCCUGAGCUAUUGUGAAGUUAAUAUUGAGUAAUCCUGUCUAAUCAGGAGAGAUGGUGUCUGAGAACAGUACUCUCUUGCCCACAAGAGAUACAAUAUCUGCAGUAUCACCACUAGCGAAGACUGGAACAGCAUAACAAUAUAAUCGGAAUCUAACAGCCAACUUGCUUCCAUGCUCUAGGGAAAAACGCAGGCAUUUUCUGCCUGCUUACUGCUGAUCCAUCUGUUCUUCCACCUCAGUGGCAGCGUCUAUGCAUCCCUUCCAGCAAAUACUCCUGCUGACCAAGAAUCCUUCAAAAGCAAUGAGGUUUUGUCUUGGUCUCUACAAAAUGUGCAGAGCAUCAAAGCUGAAACAGAGGGCACAGACACACUGCUGAGUUCCUGUCUCUCAGCUGAGUCAUGGUUAAAAUUGCCAGUUUAACCAGGACUUAAAUUAAUACAUUUCAUUUCACAUUGACUAAAAUCAGGUGCACGCUGGGCUGUGGUUCACCAGUUUGUUCGUUUGCACUGAACUGCUUGUCUUGCAGUCUGAAAAUGAAGUAUCUCAUAUUGUCUUGUAGAGAAGAGCAGACUCAGCAAGAGCAGCUUUCCUCAUUCAGUCAAUGACUCCCAUGUCAGACUGUGACCAGAGCUACUUUAUGAUCCAAUAUUCAGGAUUCCUUUGGGACUUGGCAGUCAUUCCAGCUCCUCUGGUCUGGUUUGUUCAUCUAAAAGUUAAGGUGUUGUACAAAUUCCCCAUGUUGUUGUGAAGAAAAGGGGUGGAUUCAGACAAAACACUGGCCUUUGACUAAAGCAUUUAGAGUUCACUUCUCAGGUUGCUCCGGAGACUUAAACACAGAGGUUGUUAAAAGCCUAAGGGACUGGUGUCUCCUACUCAUUUCAGAGCAGUUUAAAUAGAGAUGUAAAUGCUCACAGAUGCAAUGCGGUACCUUGCAGGAUUUUUAAAGCUACCAUGGCACUCACAUCCUUGUAAAUCUGAUUAAUCCCUCGUGCUCCCAACACAUAUACAAGACACCCCCUCCUCCACAAUAUUGGGUUAUUCAUAAAUUUUCAGGGCAAUUAAUGAAGGGUUGGAACCCGUCAGUCAAGUUUGGAGGGGUGUGGAAACAGAUUUAAACAAGCCUCACAUUCAUUUCUCUGAG